Molecule: messenger RNA, 12736 nt
Organism: Microtus oregoni (creeping vole)
Lineage: Eukaryota; Metazoa; Chordata; Mammalia; Rodentia; Cricetidae
Gene: Trpm3
Product: transient receptor potential cation channel subfamily M member 3
Exons: 27
Coding region: 236-5506 (1756 amino acids)
Biological process (GO): protein tetramerization; monoatomic cation transmembrane transport
Cellular component (GO): membrane
Molecular function (GO): monoatomic cation channel activity
Source: RefSeq, a predicted model, not a curated record
CAGGCUGUUUUGUGCAGGCUGUCCCUCUCCUUCGAAAUCAAGCAUCCCCUCCCCGAAGCAGCAAGCAGUGUGCCUCCAUUCGGCCACAUUUGGUAUGCAUGAGCACGGCUGCAGGGAGAGGGGAGGUGGCUUUUUUAAGAAGGUUCAGGGGCUCAGGAAAGCCACUUGACUAGACUCCCAAGUUCCAGGAAUCCUCUGCCCUAAUGGAAUUUGCAGGUGUGGAGAUGACCAUGGGAUGCCAGGGCCGUGGAGGGCCGUUUAUUUUCUAGGCAUUGCCCAGAUUUGCAGUCUCUGGUCUUCCCGGUGGAAUUUGGAAGGGGUCAUGAAUCAGACUGAUGCUUCUCGACCCCUAAAUUGGACCAUCCGAAAGCUAUGCCACGCAGCUUUUCUCCCAUCUGUCAGACUUCUCAAGGCUCAGAAAUCCUGGAUUGAACGAGCAUUUUACAAAAGAGAAUGUGUUCACAUCAUACCCAGCACCAAAGACCCCCAUAGGUGUUGCUGUGGGCGCCUAAUAGGCCAGCAUGUCGGGCUCACUCCCAGUAUCUCUGUGCUUCAGAACGAGAAAAAUGAGAGUCGCCUCUCCCGAAAUGACAUCCAGUCUGAGAAGUGGUCCAUCAGCAAGCACACUCAGCUCAGCCCAACAGAUGCUUUUGGGACCAUUGAGUUCCAAGGAGGUGGCCAUUCCAACAAAGCCAUGUAUGUUCGAGUAUCUUUUGAUACGAAACCUGAUCUCUUACUACACCUGAUGACCAAGGAAUGGCAACUGGAGCUUCCCAAACUUCUCAUCUCUGUGCACGGAGGUCUCCAGAACUUUGAACUCCAGCCCAAACUCAAGCAAGUCUUCGGGAAAGGGCUCAUCAAAGCAGCCAUGACAACCGGAGCAUGGAUCUUCACGGGAGGGGUCAACACAGGAGUCAUUCGUCAUGUUGGAGAUGCCUUGAAGGACCAUGCCUCUAAGUCUCGAGGGAAGAUAUGUACCAUAGGUAUCGCCCCCUGGGGAAUUGUGGAAAACCAGGAGGACCUGAUUGGAAGAGAUGUUGUCCGGCCAUACCAGACCAUGUCCAACCCCAUGAGCAAGCUCACCGUCCUCAACAGCAUGCAUUCCCACUUCAUCCUGGCUGACAAUGGGACCACGGGAAAAUAUGGAGCAGAGGUGAAACUCCGCAGACAACUGGAAAAGCACAUCUCACUCCAGAAGAUAAACACAAGAUGCCUGCCGUUUUUCUCUCUUGACUCCCGCUUGUUUUAUUCAUUUUGGGGUAGUUGCCAAUUAGACCCAAUUGGAAUUGGCCAAGGGGUUCCAGUGGUGGCGCUCAUAGUGGAAGGAGGACCCAACGUGAUCUCGAUCGUUUUGGAGUACCUUCGAGACACCCCUCCUGUACCAGUCGUGGUCUGUGAUGGGAGUGGACGGGCAUCCGACAUCCUGGCAUUUGGGCAUAAAUAUUCAGAAGAAGGCGGACUUAUCAAUGAAUCCUUGAGGGACCAGCUGUUGGUGACAAUACAGAAGACCUUCACAUACACUCGCACCCAAGCUCAGCACCUCUUCAUCAUCCUCAUGGAAUGCAUGAAGAAGAAGGAACUGAUCACAGUAUUUCGAAUGGGAUCAGAAGGCCACCAGGACAUUGAUUUAGCUAUCCUGACAGCAUUACUCAAAGGAGCCAAUGCAUCUGCCCCAGACCAACUGAGCUUGGCUUUAGCCUGGAACAGAGUUGACAUCGCUCGCAGUCAGAUCUUUAUUUACGGGCAACAGUGGCCGGUAGGGUCCCUGGAGCAAGCCAUGCUGGACGCCCUGGUUCUGGACAGAGUGGAUUUUGUAAAAUUACUCAUCGAGAAUGGAGUAAGCAUGCACCGUUUCCUCACCAUCUCCAGACUAGAGGAACUGUACAACACGAGACAUGGGCCCUCAAACACAUUGUACCACUUGGUCAGGGAUGUCAAAAAGCGAGAGUAUCCAGGUUUCGGUUGGAUCUAUUUUAAGGGAAACCUGCCCCCGGACUACAGAAUCAGCCUCAUAGACAUUGGCCUAGUGAUUGAGUACCUGAUGGGCGGGGCUUACCGCUGCAACUACACCCGCAAGCGCUUCCGGACCCUCUACCACAAUCUGUUUGGCCCCAAAAGGCCCAAAGCCUUGAAACUGCUGGGAAUGGAGGAUGACAUUCCCUUGAGGAGAGGAAGAAAGACAACUAAAAAGCGUGAAGAGGAGGUAGACAUUGACUUGGAUGACCCCGAGAUCAACCACUUCCCCUUCCCCUUCCAUGAGCUGAUGGUGUGGGCUGUCCUCAUGAAGAGGCAGAAGAUGGCCCUGUUCUUCUGGCAGCACGGAGAGGAAGCCAUGGCCAAAGCCCUGGUGGCCUGCAAGCUCUGCAAAGCCAUGGCUCAUGAGGCCUCUGAGAAUGACAUGGUUGAUGACAUUUCCCAGGAGCUGAACCACAACUCCAGGGACUUUGGCCAGCUGGCUGUGGAACUCUUGGACCAGUCCUAUAAGCAGGAUGAGCAGCUGGCUAUGAAACUGCUAACAUAUGAGUUGAAGAACUGGAGCAAUGCCACAUGCCUGCAGCUGGCUGUGGCUGCCAAGCACCGUGACUUCAUUGCACACACGUGCAGCCAGAUGUUACUUACUGACAUGUGGAUGGGCCGGCUCCGCAUGCGCAAGAACUCGGGCCUCAAGGUAAUUCUGGGAAUUCUACUUCCUCCUUCAAUUCUCAGCUUGGAGUUCAAGAACAAAGACGACAUGCCCUAUAUGACUCAGGCCCAAGAAAUUCACCUCCAAGAGAAGGAGCCAGAGGAGCCAGAGAAGACCACAAAGGAGAAAGAUGAAGAGGACAUGGAGCUAACAGCGAUGCUGGGGCGAAACAAUGGGGAAUCAUCCAGAAAGAAGGACGAAGAAGAAGUCCAAAGCAGGCACCGGCUAAUCCCCGUGGGCCGAAAAAUCUAUGAGUUCUACAAUGCACCCAUUGUGAAGUUCUGGUUCUACACUCUGGCAUACAUCGGCUACCUGAUGCUCUUCAAUUACAUCGUGUUAGUGAAGAUGGAGCGCUGGCCGUCCACUCAGGAAUGGAUCGUCAUCUCCUACAUCUUCACGCUGGGAAUUGAGAAGAUGAGAGAGAUCCUGAUGUCAGAGCCUGGCAAGCUGCUGCAGAAGGUGAGGGUGUGGCUGCAGGAAUACUGGAACGUCACCGACCUCAUCGCUAUCCUUCUCUUCUCGGUGGGAAUGAUCCUCCGUCUUCAAGACCAGCCCUUCAGGAGCGACGGGAGGGUCAUCUACUGUGUGAACAUCAUUUAUUGGUACAUCCGUUUGCUGGACAUCUUCGGCGUGAACAAGUAUCUGGGCCCAUAUGUAAUGAUGAUUGGGAAAAUGAUGAUAGACAUGAUGUACUUUGUCAUCAUUAUGCUGGUGGUACUGAUGAGCUUUGGGGUCGCCAGACAAGCCAUCCUCUUUCCCAAUGAGGAGCCAUCUUGGAAACUGGCCAAGAAUAUCUUCUACAUGCCAUAUUGGAUGAUUUAUGGGGAAGUGUUUGCAGACCAGAUAGACCGUAAGCAAGUUUAUGAUUCUCAUACACCAAAGUCAGCCCCCUGUGGACAGAAUGAGACCCGAGAAGAUGGCAAGACAAUCCAGCUACCUCCAUGCAAGACAGGAGCAUGGAUUGUGCCGGCCAUCAUGGCCUGCUAUCUCCUGGUGGCAAACAUCCUUCUGGUCAACCUCCUUAUUGCUGUCUUCAACAAUACAUUUUUUGAGGUAAAGUCGAUAUCCAACCAAGUAUGGAAAUUUCAGAGGUACCAACUCAUCAUGACGUUCCACGAGAGGCCGGUUCUGCCCCCACCGCUCAUCAUCUUCAGCCACAUGACCAUGAUAUUCCAACAUGUGUGUUGCCGGUGGAGGAAACACGAGAGUGACCCAGAUGAAAGAGACUACGGCCUGAAACUCUUCAUAACUGAUGAUGAGCUCAAGAAAGUCCAUGAUUUUGAAGAGCAGUGCAUAGAAGAGUAUUUCAGAGAGAAGGACGACCGCUUCAACUCAUCCAACGACGAGAGGAUACGGGUGACAUCAGAAAGGGUGGAGAACAUGUCCAUGAGGUUGGAGGAAGUUAACGAGCGAGAACACUCCAUGAAGGCGUCGCUCCAGACCGUGGACAUCCGACUGGCUCAACUGGAGGACCUCAUCGGACGCAUGGCCACAGCCCUGGAGCGCCUGACGGGUCUGGAGAGGGCGGAAUCCAACAAGAUCCGCUCAAGAACCUCCUCAGACUGCACAGAUGCAGCCUACAUCGUCCGCCAGAGCAGCUUCAAUAGCCAGGAGGGAAACACCUUCAAACUUCAAGAGAGUAUAGACCCUGCAGGUGAGGAGACCAUAUCCCCAACUUCUCCAACCUUAAUGCCCCGUAUGCGAAGCCAUUCUUUCUAUUCGGUCAAUGUGAAAGAGAAAGGUGGGCUAGAAAAGCUGGAAAGCAUUUUCAAAGAAAGGUCCCUGAGCUUACACCGAGCUACUAGCUCCCACUCAGUAGCAAAAGAACCCAAAGCUCCUGCAGCCCCUGCAAACACCUUGGCCAUUGUUCCGGACUCCAGAAGACCCUCUUCAUGCAUAGACAUCUAUGUCUCUGCCAUGGAUGAGCUCCACUGUGAUAUAGACCCUCUGGAUAGUUCCAUGAACAUCCUGGGGCUGGGCGAGCCAAGCUUUUCAACUCUAGCGCCUUCCACAGCCCCUUCAAGUAGUGCCUAUGCAACCCUCGCACCGACAGACCGACCUCCAAGCAGGAGCAUUGAUUUUGAAGACCUCACCUCCAUGGACACUCGAUCUUUUUCUUCAGACUAUACCCACCUCCCAGAAUGCCAAAACCCCUGGGACACAGACCCUCCAAUGUACCACACCAUCGAGCGUUCCAAGAGUAGCCGCUACCUAGCAGCUGCACCCUUUCUCCUAGAAGAGGCCCCCAUUGUAAAAUCCCAUAGCUUUAUGUUUUCUCCUUCAAGGAGUUACUAUGCUAACUUUGGGGUGCCCGUGAAAACAGCAGAAUACACAAGUAUUACCGACUGUAUCGACACAAGAUGUGUCAAUGCCCCUCAAGCGAUUGCUGACAGAGCCACCUUCCCUGGUGGUCUCGGAGACAAAGCAGAGGACUUAUCUUGUUGCCACCCUGAGCGAGAGGCAGAGCUCAGCCAUCCUAGCUCUGACAGUGAGGAAAAUGAGGGCAGAGGCCGGAGAGCUGCCAAUCCGAUCUCCUCUCAGGAGGCUGAAAAUGCAGACAGAACCCUAUCCAACAACAUCACAGUUCCCAAGAUAGAGCGCGCUAACAGCUACUCAGCAGAGGAGCCAAGUGCGCCAUAUGCACAUACCAGGAAGAGUUUCUCCAUCAGUGACAAGCUUGAUAGACAGAGGAACACCUCAAGCCUACGAAAUCCCUUCCAGAGAAGUAAGUCCUCCAAGCCGGAGGGCCGAGGGGACAGCCUAUCCAUGAGGAGAUUGUCUAGAACAUCAGCUUUUCACAGCUUUGAGAGCAAGCACAACUAAACCUUCUUAACGUGUGUUGCAGGAGGCUCGAGAAUCCAGCACUAAAACUCUCCCCAUGUCCACCUUGUCCCCCCACUUCCUUGAGUUAUAUCCGCUUUACUCUUAGCUGAGCAAAACAUUGCCUUGGGAGAUGUUAACUCAAAGGUAACCUCUGGGCCACAGGUCAAGCAAGCAUUCCGUCUGGCCCAGUGCCAAACACAGGGUUUUCUGGCAUGUUGACACUUGUUGGGAAGGGAGGGGAAAAGAGGACGGAAAGGGUUUAGAGAUGAAUGCGUAUCACCAGGCACCACAGAAAGCCACGAGCUCUGGGGAACGAGCUCAAGCAUUCUCCAUGCCAGCAGGCAUCUUGGGACUUCUGCCCUGUUACCAAGAGUUGAGGAGACAGGGCUAAAAUUACAAAAUAAGAUAAAAUAGCCAGCAUGCAAGAUGAGAUAUUCUAAACUUCCAUUCUGUUUUCUUUUCACAUUGGUUCCAUCACUGGUGACUGAUGAAGAACAUCCCUUUUAUUCAGUAUAAGCCGGCAGCAAGCAGUUCUACCUAACGUCCCACAUCCUUCUCAUGCCAACACUUCUGUAAUUGGUCAUUAUAAAGAAAAACAAGGUAACAGUCAUAUAUACAGUUCGCCUGUCUCUUAUAUAUUCACUUCUGGUGCCACAACUGUUUAUCUCUUUAGAAGAAAUAAGGGAACAGAAUUGCCUUUUUUUGUCCUUUUUGUCUUGCAAUCGAAAUGAAAGAAGAGUUGAUGUUGAAAGCAAGAGUGAUAUGAUUUAUAAUAUGCCAUGGGCAACCAAGUGUAUAGUCAAGCAAGCUCAGGACGAAUGUAACCAGAUAAUUUUAUAUUUGUAAGUUAUUUUGUAUCUCACCUGUCAUCAGUGAAUUCACUCAUCCAAUAUGUAAUAUUGAACUUUAAGAAAAACAGCAAUGGGAAGAACUAACAUUACGUUGUCGCGGGGGAUGUUGUUACAGUCACACCAUCCAUAGUGUGUCAUGCUGCUGUGUGGCCUUCUUCAUUUGCAUGUCUCCACUAUGUCCUCCGAGCACCUUCAAGAUGUUACUGCCAAAUUCCCACACCACUCAUCACAUGACCAUUUUGUAUUUGAACACAUGGUUAUAUGUGGAUAUUUUCAUACCUAGAAUUUAGCCAUCGAAUCUGGGCUCAGCAUAAACUUAAUCGGAGUUUCUCAAGGGCUGGUAUCAUUUUUAUGGAAAUGUUCCAAAGUACUUUUGUUUUGUUUUGCUUUUUUCCAAGACAGGGUUUCUUGUUUGUAACAGCUCUGACUGUCCUGAAACUCACUUUGUAGUCCAGGCUGGUCUCGAACUCACAGAGAUCUGCCUGCCCCUGCCUCCCUAGUGCUGGGAUUAAAGGUUUGUGCCACCGCUGCCUGGCCCCAAAGUGUUUUUUAAGGAAGUUUAAAAACCAUAAAUAAUCUUAGACUUGACUGGGGGCUUGACAUCUACCCAAAGCCAUCAGUUGCAGGCAGACCAUGAAUAUGUUUAUUUACAAAGUUAUAAAAAAGGUGUAGUAGGCCAAAAGAGAAAGCAAAUAUAGCUUAUGCAUAAUUCUAUAGUUUAUGCUGUUUAUGUAUACACACACAUGCACAGAUACAUGUUUAUAUACAGUAAUAAAGCAGACAGAGAAAUUUCUUAACAGGCUUGACUUCCUGUCAUCUGAAGGUAUAGCCAAGAUUAUUUUUUAAUAUUGAAGAAGCUUCACUGGAAAAAGUUUCACUGUGCUAUUGGACCCACUGCUGAAAUUACAAUUUUUAAAAAGUCUCUGCCUUUUUAAUCUUUUCUUACACUGAACAAGAACUGUCAAAGUGGUUCACCCUUGCCCUCUGCCUCCUCCUGUUUGGAAGCACGCACUAUCGUGACAUCUCUUUCACUCUGGUUUCUCUGGCAGGAAGCUAUUACCACCAAAUACAAUCGGAAUAGAUGUGUGAUUCCAAGCUAGUUUGUAUUACACAGUCUAGAAUGGAGGCAUAAGUUUCUAAACUAGAAGCUAGAUUUGAAGUGGAAUAAGAAAAUCUCGACCACAAAACUUUGGAUUCCUAUUUGGAUCACUGAAUAUUUUAAAAUAAUAAAGUCUUUAAGAAAACUAAUUUGGAGCCAGGAGUAGUGGUGAUACACACCUGUGAUCCCGGUACUUGGAGAGAUGAGGCAGGAGGAUGAGGAAUUCAAAGUCAACCUCUGCUACACAUCAAGGUCAAGGCCAAUCUGGACUACAUGAGACCCUGUCAAGAAAAAGGAAAAAAAGAAAAGAAAACAUAAAAAGAAAAAUAUUCUGAGGCUAGGGCUGGGGCUCACUUCCUUAGCAUACUCAAGGCCCUGUGUUCCAUACCCAGUGGGGGGUGGGGGGGAGAGAAGGAGGAGGAAGGGAGAGAGGAAAAACAGAAACAUGAUUCAUGUCCCUGGCCCCAGAUGCUCUCUGGUUCUUUUAACCAUUUAUCUCAUUUGGUGACAUCAAGUCAAUCCCUCACAAAACCUCUAGCCAUAUAUAUGGAACCAAGCUUAAGGAACCAAGCUUUUCAUCCUAAAACAAGUGGCAAGCUCACAUACUUGUAGAAUCAGUUUUCAUCCUUGGUAUUUCGGUAACACCCAACCUCUUCGUUGAAAACUAUGCUGGAGACACAUCCUUAUUGAUCUCUCUCCCAACAGACAUGCAUUGAAUCCCAGAGUAAAUCAUUUGACUCUAAGCUUCCUUGAGCCAUGAGUCCCUGUGAGCACCUCACGGAAACUUUGAGCCCUGUCACACACACACCCCCAAUUCACAUCCAUGUGAAGCUGCAAUGUAACUUUCAGGGGUUCAUGACUCCCCUGUUUCCACGGUGGCUGAUGAAGAGAGAGACCACGUUCAUUAGCAGCCAAGCUGAAACAGGCACCAAACACUUUUAGACCAUUUCCCUGUGACUCUUUGGAAGGCCAUGUCCCUGCGCUUCUGUCCCUUAGAGUAGAUACGGUUAGCUGGAUGUGGUUGGGCCACUUCCAUGACUUUGAUUAGCAAGGAUUCUCAAAGGCAGAGACUGAGGGAAUCCAUGGAGAAGUCCAAGAAAAUGAGUUUGUCAUCUGUGACCACAGGGCAGGUGCCAAGCACUGUGGGGCCUGGCUUGGGACCUCACUGGAAGCAAGGGAGAGAAAGGACAAGCCUGAGUGUCUCUGUUGGUUGUGACCACCUGAGAGAAAGAACGUGACUUGGGAAAGGAAACACUUAACAGUCCUGAGCUUUUGUUCUGCAUGAAAAUUAAGUGCUAGCCUCCUUGGUGAAGUGUGUAGAAUCUCUAAGCCAAAUGUCAACAACUUCAGACACAAACUGUGUAGGCCUCAUAAGCCAUCUCUUUCCUGUACGUGUGUGUGUGUGUGUGUGUGUGUGUGUGUGUGUGUGUGUGUGUGUGUUCUUUUCAGUCCCAUCUCCUUCCAUGUCUGGGUUCUCUGCACCAGUGUGGCAUCGAUUCUGUGGCCUUGUACAGACUGCUUGUGUUCAGCUCAUCCGUCCCACCAUGUCCCUGAUGGAGGGGACCUUGAUUACCUGCCUCGUGAAUUAAGCAGCUCAUGAGCAGCCGGUCAUUGAAGACCAUACAUACUUAAAGUCAUAGAGGGCUCAAGAAAGAGAUAGCAUAUUUAAUCGUCUGCUUCAUAGGUGCCAAUUUUUAUAUACUGCAAUGUGUAAUGAUUUGUUCUAAAUUGCUUGCUUGUUCCUUUUGGGGAAGAAAUGAUGGAUGUUUUAUAAAAAAAAUGGCCAUAUUUUAUAUUUACAGUUAGAAACUGAUAGAUUUGAAUGGAGUGCUAGAACGCAAGAGGAUAGUUGUCGUGGCCAGUUUGUGUUUCUGCAAGUCAAAGGAGGACAGUCAGAGUGCGGCACUUUAUAGACCUGGGUGUUUCUUUAAUGUCGAAGCUUCCAGGGCCAGCUAAUACUUAGCACUUUGAAAGUUCCCCCUUUGGAAAAAACAAUAUAUAUACAUAUGCCAGAAUAAUGAAAUGGGGGGAGGGGCACUUGUGAAAACACAAAAUGUGUUUCUUCUGAAUGUUACAAAUGUAUUUUCAAAUCCGGUUUCUAUAGAUAACAUUAUGGUAGAUCACUGGAUAGUACGUUUCUUUUCGUCUUCCUGCAGCUGUACAGUCUAAUCUCCCUGGGUGUUUGGGAUGUUUGAUUUCCUUAAAGGCAAUAUUAUCCAGUUAUCCAUCAUGCUCUAUCUAUAGGCUCUGACAUGUGACAUGUUGGGCGAUGCUGUAUUAUAAAACACAUGUAAACCUAUCUGUAACCUGUGUUUAACCCAGCAUAGUUGUAGCAUGUGGUUGUAUUAAUGAACGUCGCAGGACCGCUUUCUACUCAUUUAUAAACCUGUAACAUUCAAUAAAGAAGCACAUGAGCAAGGAUUGAUGACGUUCCCAUUUCCAUGUUAUUUGGCAGCUUCUGGCAAUGGGCGUUUUUGUUCCUGGUCUUCAUUAUGUUGCCCAUACUCCUCAGACUACUGUAAAAUGUUUGUGUAAGCUGAUGGCCAUCCUCUACCAGGUCCCGCUAGCUGUGAGAGGCAGGGUAUGGUUGUGUGAUGGACAAGCUGCCAUGUUAUGCAAAAUACUAUAUAACCAAUGAACUUAAAUAUUUUAAACUCCAGUUGAAUCGGCUGUUUGUUUACGUCUGCUGACCCCGUGUGGAAGCCGUAUACAGUAUUUGGUAAAUACGUUCAUUCAGUAGCGCUGUCUGUUCUAGAUAAAGUGAUGCUAACGUUUAGGCGGCUGUAUACUUGUAGGCCUAGAUGUUGCGUUCAACCCGCUAAUCCUUCCAAUAGCGAUGUGACUUGACUGAAGUAACCCCUCUCCAAACUAAGUCUUAAUGUUGCACCAGCACAACGCAUGCUGUGCUUUAUGCACCAGUCUUGACUCUGUUUAGCGUACUUAACGUUUUACUCUUGUCUGCUGCAGUGCUUAAGACAGUUAGGGGCCCAAGCAAACUGUUGGGCUUCUUUAACUGCAGCUUCUUUCUGGUUUCAGAAAUUAAACCAAGUAAUCAAGGCUUCCUUUUGUUUCAAGUUUGUACAGCUCUGAACAAAUAAUAUAGCUAGAGUAUCCCCUGCAAGUCGCAAUAGCUAGGGCCCCAGAGAUGGCAAAGCAGCACCACUUUGGAGUCCCAGGGUCUAGGUGCCGGGGCAUCUGUGGCAUGAAAGACAUGCCUUGGAUUCUUUAGAGCUUCCUAGGUGCAAAUUGCUCAACCAGAGAUGAAAGCCAAGGGUCCAUGGUGGCAGGACAGGAAUGCAUGGACGCUAUGGGUGAAUGGUCCCACGCUAGUGGACGAGGACCCCCCCCUUGUCCUGUGCCUUUCACACCCAUGGGGGAGCUGGGUCCAGAGGUGGGAACGGGCAAUUGCUUGAUGAAGCAUCAGGUGACUCCAAAGAGUUUAUUCUUUAAAGAAGUCGCGGUUCCAUGGUUACAAGCCAUUCAACAUCUGGAAAGGGAUGGAUCCAACUUGCACAGUCAAAAUGCUCCCAAAAUGAGCAGGGAAACCUUUUCUCUCCACCAGCUUUGCCCUGUGCUGUCUCUUGUGUCUACGAGUCAAGCAUUCUGUCUCUCAGAUUAGAGUCAAUAAAAGAAGGGGUUGGCUCUGAUUAAAAAAGAACAACUUUUUCUUCUCUUUUUCAAAUUAAUUUCAGAGAGUGUUAAUGUCUCCUUUGCUCUCAUGAUCUCUUUGCACUGAUUACCCCUAAUAAAAGCCAAGAUAUUCUGAUUUCUGUGUGUCAUCUAAGAGGGGAUGGAGGUGACCAAGUCACCCGGAUUAAUCAAAAGAAGCGGUUUGUUUCCUAACUUUCCUGGAAUAACUGGCCACCUUCUGCUGGCAGCACAUGGAUCCCUGCACUGGCAGUGGGUUUGGAAACUGAAACAAUGGACAUCUAUGUAGAUGCCCAUAGAUUGGUGGGCAUCAGUGCCAGCCAUGACUCCAGCCUCUGGGGGGAGGCAGAUUCCUGAAGAAUGUGAGGCACAGGGUGAAAUCAGCCUUGGGCCUGGGGUUGCAGUCUUUUUUUUUUUUUUGUUCCCUUUUCUUUCCUUUUCUUUAGUCUAAAGUCUAAAGCUAGCUCCUUUUUUUUUCUAUGUGUGUGAGACCAACAGACUCAUCCAUUACCUCAUAUGGACCCCCAAACAGUAACCCCAAACAUUGACUACAUGGGAAAAGCCAGAUGUUCUGAAUUUGUCCCGGGUCUGGGCUCCCAGCUGACUUCACCUCCUCCCUCCAUACAUGUUCCUAACGUGGCUACUGUGACAUCUGUCACAGCUGAAUCUGAAUCGCCUGUCUGAAUCCUGCAAGGCCCUCUACAUCUCUACCCAGUCACCUGCCUCUCCAUGAAGGGAUGACAAAUUCAAUCCAAGACCCAGAUCUAGAACACAAAAGAAUGGGCCUAGGAAAGACAAUGCAAGCAAAAUCUGUUGACCAUGAAAACAUGUAUGUCCCAACAGAAAGAUUCAGAUGUGGGCUUUCAAGCCCUGUGCUAGCCUCCCAGGUGUCUGCAGCACGAUUCUCAAUGGCCAUGUCAGGGGGCCUCUGAUUUGAAGCCAAGCGGGGCCUGAUCUAUGACUCUCACACAGAGCAAACACAUCAAAUACACUCAAGAACUUCAAGUUGGGAGAGGCAGUUCACGCUAUUUGGGGUGACUCGUAGAGAACUUCCAUGGAUGUUGAGAGCAUGUUUCACUGGAUCCAAACACAGGACCAGUGUGAGGGAGACUAUGAGGAAGGAUGUUGUAGCAUGUGAAGACUUAACCUGCUUCCUGUCACUGGAGUAUCUCACCUGAGUUUCUCUUGCUGCUCCCACCGUGGAAGUCAGCCCGUGUCGUCAGUACACUACACUCAUGGUCAUUUCCUAAUAUAGCACUUAGACUGUCGCUUGUCAAUGAGUUGAUUCUAGUUUACAAUGGGGGGAAUUAUUCAGACACCAUUUUUAAAUGAAUUCCUAUAAAUACAAUGAUUUUCAAGUUGGGUUUACUAAACAUACAUACAUCUUUUCUUCCUUUCAUGUAUGAUAGAAAGAGGUUUGCAUAUCUACUGACACUGGAUAUAUAUAUAUAUAUAUAUAUAUAUAUAUAUAUAUCCAGAGGCAUUGUUCUUUUUUAACGGUCUGUUAUUGGAUUCACAAUGCACUUUGAGCUUGUCUGUUUAGAUCUAUAAUUUGAAGCAGAAGUUGGCAGAUGCUACAGGCAAAGAACUUUCUGGAAUUUCUGUAACAAUUGUUUUGCAAUAAAAAAAAUA